This is a messenger RNA of Paramecium tetraurelia, 675 nucleotides long. RefSeq lists its product as uncharacterized. NCBI's taxonomy places the organism in Eukaryota, Ciliophora, Oligohymenophorea, Peniculida, Parameciidae. The record is from RefSeq and is a predicted model, not a curated record. The transcript has 4 exons.
AUGAAACCAUACUAAUUUGAAAGGAUUAAGACUGAAAUAAAUGAUGUUUAUGCAGGAAAUCAAUCCGCUUCCAAAAGAUACUACCUGAAUUCUAACUCAAAAUCGACUGAGAGGACUAAACAAAUAAAAAAAUCUAAUGAAAAUGUGCUUCAGUUGAUCAAUAUGUGGCAUGAACAUAGGUAAUCUUUGUCAAUAACUCCUCUUAUGCCUGCGGAUACACAAAAACAUUUAACUCAUAAUUCAGUUCAUGCACUUCAAGAUAAUUUAAUUGAAUAAAUUAAUACUACAAACAACAUUAAAUUAACUCCAAAAAAAAAUGAUUAGUCAGAUGUCUACUUUUCCACUUCAGAUCAUAAUUAUUAGAUUCCAAUCUGCAAACCUCAUUUGACUCUAGAUAAUUUAAUCAAACAAAAUAUAAGUGAGAUAUAUAACCUAUUAGACCCUUCCAAUAAAGUUCUGCAAUCUUAGAAAGAAAAUAAGAGAACUAUUUCAAAAUCAAAACAAAGUGAUAAUAAAUUAAAAAAAACUAAGGAAUAUUUAACCACAAUCACUCUAUUGUCAAAUGCACAAAAAGCUGUUCAAUAGUUGUAUAAGAAUCAAGACGCAGCCAAAGCCGCUGAGAUUGAUAAGAAGAUUUAAUAAGUGAUGUUUCAAAUUGAUAAAGAUUUUAGAUGA